Molecule: messenger RNA, 342 nt
Organism: Gongylonema pulchrum
Lineage: Eukaryota; Metazoa; Nematoda; Chromadorea; Rhabditida; Gongylonematidae
Source: the annotation of a GenBank genome assembly
GCGAUCGUUGUUAAUGGUGGAAAACAAGUAGUAUCUGCGGACAGUGGUGGCCUGCUCAAAAUAUGGGAUAUUGCUGCUAGCGAGUGCAUCAGCACAGUAGAAGCACACGACGACAAGAUAUGGGCGUUGCAAGCAUCGAACAAUGAAAGCCGAUUUGUCACCGCAAGCGGCGAUGGGCGGAUCAGAAUAUGGGAGGAUGUGUCACAGAAAAAACGUGACGAAGAAGCGCGCAGUCAAGCCGAAAAGGCAAGAAAUGAGCAGAUCCUCUCGAACCUCAUGGAUCAAAAGCGUUACAGCGAAGCUUUGGGAUUCUCCUUAACGCUUUCCAGGCCAUACAGGUAA